UAUUUGUAUCUGUAUAAAUCCAAUAACUCUUCACGCAGAUGUAACGAAUUUGACAUUGCCAGCAACAGAAUCCGAGCACGGCCGGCAGCGUGGAAGCAUGUGGCGCAUUCUCGGAUACGCCUUGGUCGCGGUAUAUUUCGAAGUUUCCGAAACGAGUCUCAGUUUACGCUCGUCUCACCACUUUGCUUCAGCCGGGGAGUCUCCGGUGGAGUUCACCUGCACCUCGAGUGCAGUGAUAGAAUCUGGAGGGGUCCGGCUGCUCUGGUUCAAAAAGAACGCGAGUGAUGUAUUGGAAAGACUGGACACGAAAUGCAACGCGUCCCCGUGCAAAUACACCGAUGAAUCGAACCGCUCGGACACCUUCAAGCUGAAGAUUACAAAGACAGAGCGAGAAGAUUCUGGUACAUAUUACUGCGCGCACCCACCCGUUAUCGACCUGGAGUUUUCCAAUGGGGCCGCAUUGAACGUUGUAGCAGACAGUUCAACAGAGACCACUUCUGUGUCUAUCCUGGCCCCCGCUGACUCCGCCAGCGCGCUCGAUUCUGAGGGGUCACUGACAUUAGUCUGCCUGGUCCGGGGCCUCUCCUCGCCCGCGGUCCGAUUUCAGUGGUUUCUCUCCGGUAACGUCACGACUGCAACAGCGCCGGGCACCUGGAUCAAGGAGGGCGGAGACGGAGAGAGCUACAGCGCCACGAGCAGGCUGACAAUCCCGGCGGAGACGUGGCGGAGCGGGGCGGUGUGCGCCUGCGGAGCGCAACUGAACUCGAGCACAGUCAUCCGCAGCAGGGAGAUCUCAUACACGGCGGGAGGUGGGGAGGUUUUAUUAAAGUUAUUGAUAAAGACCGUUGCAUAUGUAAUCAAUGAACUGCAGCUAUACACAUUAGAUUCUAAAAUGUGCCCCGAGAGCGAUAGGGAUAAGAACAUGAAGAAUGAAGCAUGCUGCAUGAUUUUCUGAGUAGGAGAACGAGAAUUAAGCGUCUACGAAAGUUAACAUUGAACCCUUUACAAAGGGAUGAAGAUAUAUAACGUUUCUAUAUAUUGUACUCCUUUUUUUUUAUCAGAUGCAGAUUGCUUUCCUUAUCCGGUCUGGCGAUAUGUCUUCUUCCCCGGAGUUCUCGUUGCGAUGUGGAUACACUAUGCUGUAGUUCACUGGAAAGAUAAGAAGCAAAGGCGGUUGCAAUGAAAUAUUAACCUCAUGACUUUGCUUCACAUACAGUUUCACAUAUUCCACACUUUUUAAAUUCCCCGCUAAUAUAGCUUGAAAACACAACGACGGGUGUUAAUACUGACCAUGCAUGUAAACUGUAUGUUCACGCAUGGAUGAGGAUCAAAAGGUUUGGA
Polyodon spathula (Mississippi paddlefish) is the source of this 1341-nucleotide messenger RNA. RefSeq lists its product as uncharacterized. The record is from RefSeq and is a predicted model, not a curated record. The transcript has 3 exons. Bases 98 to 955 code for a protein of 285 amino acids. NCBI's taxonomy places the organism in Eukaryota, Metazoa, Chordata, Actinopteri, Acipenseriformes, Polyodontidae.